CUGCAGACUCGGGGCGGGUCUCUCGGCUGUAGUUCACUUCCUGCUUCUUCUCUUCGCUCUCGCCUGGUCAGCUGCUUCAUUCCUCUGUCCGACGACAGACACAAUGUCACAUCAAACGGGCAUUCAAGCUGGGAACGACGUGAAAGAAAUCUUUGCCAACGCCAGGAGCGGAGACCAGUAUCGAGUCUUGAAGAUCGUCAUCGAGGAGGAGCAGCUGACACUGGGCACCACCAGGAAAGCGUCCAAGAAGUGGGAUCAGGAAUACGAUUCCCUAGUGCUGCCGCUUCUGGAGGAUGCCGUGCCAUGCUAUAUUUUGUACCGUCUGGACUCCACUAACAACCAAGGCUACGAAUGGAUCCUCCUCUCCUGGUCACCAGACCACUCUACUGUGCGACACAAAAUGUUAUAUGCUGCUACCAGGGCGACACUGAAGAAAGAGUUUGGAGGAGGGCACAUUAAGGACGACAUUUUUGGAACCACAAAGGAGGAUUUGAACUUCAGUGGUUACAAGAAAUAUCUGACCUCACAGGCGGCUCCUUUGCCCCUCACUGCUGCAGAAGAGGAACUGAGACAGAUCAAACUCAGUGAGGUCCAGACGGACAUCAGCGUGGACACCAAGCAGCAGACUCUGCAGGGAGUGGCCUUCCCCAUUCACAAAGAUGCUGCUGACGCACUGGCACAUUUUAAGGAAAAGAGAAUCAACUAUGUGCAACUGGAAAUAGAUGUUGAAAAGGAAAUGAUUCGCUUGUGCAGCACUGAGCCAACCGAGUUGAAAGACCUGCCAAAGAGAGUCCCCAAAGAUUCUCCACGUUACCACUUCUUCCUGUACAAACAUUCCCAUGAAGGCGACUACUUGGAGUCUACAGUCUUCAUUUAUUCUAUGCCAGGGUACAAGUGUAGCAUCCGAGAGAGGAUGCUGUAUUCCAGCUGCAAAAAUAACCUGAUUGACAUGGUGGAAACCAAACUGCAGAUUGAGAUCGAGAAAAAGUUGGAAAUUGAAGACGGGACCGAACUAACAGGCGAGUUCAUGUACGCCGAGGUGCAUCCCAAGCAGCACGCCUAUAAGGAGCGCUUUGCCAAGCCCAAAGGCCCAGCCGGUAAGAGGGGAGGUCGCCGAAUCACCCGGCCACCCGGCGAGGGAGAGGAGGAGGAUUAAAACACACCUCCACCCCACACACCCUAAAUCCUCCACCCCAUAACGUGUUCCACAGUGGAACAUCCCUGUGAUGGGCGACGAAAAAAUUGUAUUUGACUUUUUUUUUUUGUUAUGUUUCUGUUUUCUUUUCCCAAGAACCUCAAUUUUUUCUCACCAUGUUACCCAACUAUGCACGCCAAGGAGAACUGAGCAAUGACACCCUUCAGACGUUCCAUUUGUAGCUUGCCAAAUGGAAACGCGCAUCUUAACACACUCACAAGCAGCUCAACUGUAACUCAAGGGGCCCAAAUAAAAGUUGAGGUAUUUGCUUCGUUGCCAGCUCUAACACUUAGUGGAAAAAAAAAAACAAAACAAAAAAAAACUUUCAAGCACGACUAAUGUGAACUCGCGCAAAUAUAGAAAGAAAUGUUUUUUUU
This is a messenger RNA of Poecilia latipinna (sailfin molly), 1572 nucleotides long. Its product is annotated as twinfilin-1. The transcript is spliced from 9 exons. Gene Ontology annotation, cellular component: actin filament; myofibril; cytoplasm. Gene Ontology annotation, biological process: actin filament depolymerization; regulation of lamellipodium assembly; barbed-end actin filament capping. Gene Ontology annotation, molecular function: actin filament binding; actin monomer binding. The record is from RefSeq and is a predicted model, not a curated record. Lineage: Eukaryota; Metazoa; Chordata; Actinopteri; Cyprinodontiformes; Poeciliidae. Bases 104 to 1156 code for a protein of 350 amino acids.